UGUCUCCAUUCUCAAUACUUUCCCACUCUGCCUACUAUCUACCUACAUACCCAUCGCUGCACUUGCUCCCCUCGUUGCAUCAAUCCCAUACCUAGCAUCCAAGAGUCUCAUUGCAGCUGUCAGAUCGCCCUUCUUCAACGCUCUUCCGCCGGGCGAUAAACGAUCUCCUGCAUAAUCGGCGAAACUCGUCUCACUUCUCUGAUCCUCACCCACUGGGUCGAACAUCUUGAAAGCACCGGCCUCGUCCAUUAACAAACAUCUUCGAGAAACCCAGCUUCCAUCAACAACUACAUCCUCUCAUCAAACCUUUCCUCUCUUAAAGAUGGCGGCUCCAGGAACCCAGUCCCUCAAGUGUGUUGUUACCGGUGAUGGUGCUGUUGGCAAGACAUGUCUUCUCAUCUCCUACACCACGAAUGCCUUCCCCGGCGAGUACAUCCCCACUGUCUUCGAUAACUACUCUGCCAGUGUGAUGGUUGAUGGCAAGCCAAUUAGCUUGGGUCUAUGGGAUACUGCUGGACAAGAGGAUUACGAUCGACUCCGACCACUCUCCUACCCCCAAACUGAUGUCUUCCUCAUCUGCUUCUCAAUCGUCUCUCCGCCAUCCUUCGACAAUGUCCGCGCAAAGUGGUUUCCUGAGAUCGAUCACCAUGCACCUUCCGUACCCAUUAUUCUCGUCGGCACGAAGCUUGAUUUGAGAGAGGACCCAGCUACACUUGAGAGCUUGAGGGCCAAGCGUAUGGAGCCAGUAUCGUAUGAUCAGGCAUUGAUUGUGGCCAAGGAGAUUCGUGCACACAAGUACUUGGAGUGCUCUGCACUGACACAACGAAACUUGAAGAGUGUCUUCGAUGAGGCUAUUAGAGCUGUCCUGAGCCCCAGACCCCAACCAACCAAGAAGAAGGGAUCGAAAUGUACCAUUCUAUAAAGAAUUUGCUUGUACAGAACGUCAAUCUAUAGGUCUGCAACUAGCAUGGUGGGCACAUCGAAUUAUACAUCGGUAGUGUUUUGAGAUGA
Messenger RNA from Mollisia scopiformis, 1011 nucleotides. RefSeq lists its product as uncharacterized. NCBI's taxonomy places the organism in Eukaryota, Fungi, Ascomycota, Leotiomycetes, Helotiales, Mollisiaceae. Gene Ontology annotation, molecular function: GTPase activity; protein kinase binding; GTP binding. The transcript is spliced from 7 exons. The coding region runs from base 323 to 922 and encodes 199 amino acids. Gene Ontology annotation, biological process: regulation of cell shape; regulation of actin cytoskeleton organization; establishment or maintenance of cell polarity. The record is from RefSeq and is a predicted model, not a curated record. Gene Ontology annotation, cellular component: cell cortex; cytoplasmic vesicle; cytoskeleton.